AUGAGUUCCCCACGCCGCCGUAUCGAGACAGAUGUCAUGAAGAUGCUCAUGAGCGACUACGAGGUCACUUUGGUGAACGAUAAUAAGGCGAUGCAGGAGUUCUAUGUCAGGUUCAAAGGGCCUGCCGAAACACCCUUCGAAGGCGGCGUUUGGAAAGUCCGCGUCGAGCUACCCGAUCAGUAUCCGUACAAGUCCCCCAGCAUUGGCUUCGUGAACCGAAUCUUCCAUCCCAACAUUGAUGAGCUAUCCGGAUCGGUUUGCCUAGACGUCAUCAACCAAACAUGGUCGCCAAUGUUCGACAUGAUCAACAUUUUCGAAGUCUUCCUGCCUCAGCUUCUACGUUACCCCAACCCUACCGAUCCUCUCAACGGAGAGGCUGCUGCGCUGUUGCUCAGAGAGCCUAAGAGCUACGAGAACAAGGUGAAGGAAUACGUCCAGAAGUACGCGAGUAAAGACGCAGCAGACGAAGCGGAUGCAGAAAGUGAAGACGACGGUGAACUAUCAUCCGUGGCGAGUUUCGACGAGGAAGACGACGAGGAGGCCGCCGGUAAGAUGGACGACGUCUAG
Neurospora tetraspora is the source of this 567-nucleotide messenger RNA. Its product is annotated as ubiquitin-conjugating enzyme/RWD-like protein. Gene Ontology annotation, biological process: ubiquitin-dependent protein catabolic process; protein polyubiquitination. Gene Ontology annotation, molecular function: ubiquitin conjugating enzyme activity. Lineage: Eukaryota; Fungi; Ascomycota; Sordariomycetes; Sordariales; Sordariaceae. Gene Ontology annotation, cellular component: nucleus. The record is from RefSeq and is a predicted model, not a curated record. The transcript has 8 exons. Bases 1 to 567 code for a protein of 188 amino acids.